AUGUCGGAUAUGUCAGAAUCGGACGUUGUCCAGGAGGGUAUCGAUAGCUUGAGUAUAUUGUCAAGUGGAAUUGACUUAGAUGUGGAAGAAUGUAGCGAUGUAUUAACAGUAGAUUUUACUGAUGAUUCAACAGAUAUCAUUAACGUUUUGUAUAAUUUUCAUGCGAAGCAUGAAUCAAUUAUUGCUGAAUUUGCCGAUGUUGAAAUAUUUUUAAUUUCUAUCGAUGCCCUUUUAAUCGAAUUAACAGCCCACGAUUAUUUGAACUGGACUUUAGGAGGGCAGACAAUCGUUAUAGCAAAUCAGAUCGAUAUUUUUUUAAAUCAACUUAAUGAACUGGGUGGGAAAUUUAAAUUGAUAUGGUUUACUGAUUUGCUCACCAUUUAUCGCAAGUAUACGGUUCUGAAUUUUCUACGUUCUUUUGUUGCUGCAUAUCUUUUGCAAAGUCGGUGGUCGUCUGAAAUUGAAGAAUUCGAUAAUCCAAGAGACCAGACUUGGUCCAGUUAUUUACGUGAACUUACACCAUCUUUUUUGAUGACUGAUAUUGGAAUGCCAUCUAAAGCAAUAGUACCUGAAGAAGAGCCAAACUAUCGUCUAAUGUUGGCUUCGAUAGUUCUUCAAACACUGGCUUCUGCAGUGCCAGUUGUUUAUUUGAGCGGUUUGAUAAAAAACUUUUGUUCCAUCAUAUGUCAUAGGAUCGAGCCAGUUAUUGUUGAUUUUAAAGGAUGGGAUGUUUUUUUGGCAAAAGUAUGGUCUAAUAAGCCCAAAAGAUUGAAACGUUCAUUAGAUUUAAGUUCAAUGGAAAAUAAGGCUUAUUUUUGGUCGAAGAUCAUAAGAGAAUGCAAGGACAGCGGUAAAUUUGAUAAUAAAUUUGAUGUUCUUGCUCUUUCUCUAUUAAUAUCAACCCUAGUCAUUGAAAAACGUGGUAAAGAUCGAAUAUAUCUGCCUGAAGUAGAUUUUCCUCGAAGAGGUAUGGACCAUAUAGCCCACCGAAGGAUUUUACUAACUGUAUGUUCGCAGUAUUUGGAUACCAUUGAUUUUAAGAACAAGCCUUUGAAAUUUUCAUUAGCGGAUUUGUGGGACGGACGUUUUAUUAUCAAUAUCUUCGAUCACAUUAACGCAGGAAAGAAGGUUUCCCCAUAUCGGAUCCAGAAUGAAUUAGUCGUUUUUCAUGAAUUGUCAGCUUUGGAAGUUUCUCUUGAAGUCGAUAUGAAUGAUCAACUUUUUGACGCAGUGCCCGUAAAUGAUGCACUUCUCAACCAUGUUAUGCUACUGGAAACGGAUUGUGCUCUGUUACAUAAUUUUCUUCCAAAAUACAAAGAAGCUAUCGGAAAAUUUAAUCGUAUUGAGGAGCCAGAGGUUUUCGAACAAUUCCGGAAAGUCGCAGGAUGGCGAUUUCAUCCCAUCCAACCACUAUAUGCUAAACCCUUAGAAAAGAUUGAUGAUGAUUCAUUUAACAAAGAUAGGCAGCGUCUUUAUCCGCUAAUUUAUAUCUAUUUUGUUAUUUUUUUCGUUUAUUUGGGCGUAAAUAUAGGUGCGAAAGGAAAGAAAGAACCUGCAAAAUCAAAAAAGGAUUUGAUUCUUGAAGCAAAUCAGCGCAAAAAAAAUGAAAAACAAAUCGAUUCCGAGAAACAAAUGAUCUCAUAUGCGUUAAUGCAGGGCAAUGAUGCCGCAUUUAUUUUGGAAAAGCUCAUGGGCAAACUUGAAUUGGACCAAUCUCGUGCACUUUGCACUUACGAAUUAAUCACUCGUCUUUCUCGUGAUAUUAAUGCAAUUGAUGGCCCUGCUUUCAUAGAGCAGCGUCGUAAGAAAGCUGUGCCUAUAAAGAAAUCGAAAUUCCUCUUGAAAGUUAUUUUAUUUUCUAGUCAUUUCCUUUUUGUAAGACUAGCUUUCCAGGUAACUGAUCUGUGGAAGUCCCUAGGUUUUGACCUUACGGGAAAACCAGCAAAUUAUUCACAGGAACGACUUUCGUUGAAUAUAAAUAUGAUAUAUUAUCAGCUGCAAUAUGGAGGCGAAUUGAUAGAUAUUGAAUCUGAUCCACAAAAGGACGAACGAGUAACUGGUUUUAAUCCUGAUUACUGGCAAAGAAAAAUGCUUGAUGCUGUUGAUAAAAAUAAUUCGGCUGUUAUUAUUGCGCCAACAUCAGCAGGUAAAACGUUUGUUUCAUAUUAUUGCAUUGAGAAAAUUUUGAGACAAAGCGACGAUGAUGUUGUUGUUUAUUUAUCUCCAUCUAAAGCUCUUAUAAAUCAGGUGUGUGGAUCGGUAUAUGCGAGAUUCCGUAACAAAUCUUUAACUGGUGGUAAAACCUUAUUUGGAACGCUGCAAAAUAAUUUUUAUGAGAACCCAUUGAAUUGUCAGGUGCUAGUUACUGUACCCGAGCUUUUAGAAGAUCUUCUAUUAUCAACUGAUCCAGUUAUACAAAGAGUUUGUGCUAGGAUAAAGUAUAUCAUAUUUGAUGAGGUCCAUUGUGUGAGCGCUUCACCUGAAGCUCAUAUUUGGGAACAUUUGCUACUUUUAUGUCGAAGUCCUUUCUUGGCUCUUUCUGCGACCAUCGGAAACGCGAAACAGUUGCAUGAGUGGUUAAGUGAAGUUGAACGUGAUAAAACACCAAAAAAUGUUCGACAGGUUCGAACGGAUUUGCAUUCUUUUAGCAAAUUCCAGGUCGAGUUAAUCAUAUACGAAGAGCGAUAUUCUGAAUUAGAACUUUAUUUACAACGUAUCGCACCGGUCGAUCAAACAACUGUCGAGAACUAUAAUUCAAUUGAACAUUUUAUGCCUUAUGGUAUUUAUAAGCCGUUGAAAUUAUCGAUGUUUGGAAUACCAGCGGAUCAACAGCUGACUGCGCGACAAAUUCUCGAAUUGUAUCACGCUUUGUCUGAAGUUGAUCCUGCUGUAAAAGAGAAGUUUGAACCAUGUAAAUUUUUCAAUUAUAAAGUAGGAGGUGAGAAAGUUUGGCUUACGCGUGCCAACAUUAGGCUUUUGGAGAAAAGUUUAAAAAAUGUUUUUUUGGAUUGGUUAGAAAAGGACAUUGAUAAAUUGAACAAAGUACUGCAAAAUCUAAGUCACGAAAUUAACGAUGAAUUGGACUAUAGGAGUCGACCUUUCGCUAAGCGAAACAUUGCCCGAAAAACUAUUGCACCACUAGUUCUUGAAUUGCGUGAUAAAGAUCAAUUGCCAGCCAUUUGUUUUAAUGAUGAUCGCAGAAUAUGUGAAGAAAUGGCAAUUUGUUUAUUUCAAUUUUUGGAAGAGAAGCAAAAGGAAUAUGAAGAAAGUGAAGAAUAUAGAACCAAAUAUGCGAUAAAAGAUGAAGAGAAGUUAUUGAAGUUUGCUCGGCGAAAACGUGAUAUUAAUAAAAAGAAGAGAAAAUUGAAAGGGAAAAAAAAAGAAUUUGAUUCGAAUGACAUCGAUUCUGAUCCAAGAGAAGAUCUGGAAGAACUUCGUCUUGCAGGCGAAGAUCAAGAAGAUCUUUUAACCCAACAGAGGUUUCUGCGUGAACAAGCUCUUGAAAAGCUUCGUGGACGCAACAGGGAUGAAGAUUUGUUCUUGAAAAUGAAAAAACGUUUGCUUAAAGGUAAAGUUCGGGAAACUUCUCUUCUAUUAUUGAGACUGUUUGAGCGUGGUAUAGGUUUUCAUCACCAAGGCCUUAAUACUCGUGAAAGAGGAGCCACCGAAAUUCUAUUCAGGUCUGGCUAUUUGGGUAUUAUAUUUUCGACGUCAACAUUAGCACUUGGUAUAAAUACGCCAUGUAAAACCGCUAUAUUUGGCAUUGAUACACCUCACCUAACUCCUUUGUUGUUCCGACAAAUGUCAGGUCGUGCAGGUCGCAGAGGAUAUGAUCAUUCGGGAAACGUUGUUUUUAUGUCAAUACCGACUGCAAAGCUUCGCCGAUUGUUAACGGCAAGUUUAUCAACAUUGCGAGGUAAUUUGCCUCUUACAACGUCAUUUUUGCUUCGAUUAUUCAUCUACGUUCAUCAAAAGGAAGAAGAAGGUAUUUCGAUCUAUCUAUCUUUUGGUUCCAAUUAUUUUUUUAAUCUUUUCAUUUUGAUGAAAAAAAUUUUGCAGAUUGCGCUUACUUUUUUAAAUCAUUCAUUUAUUCUCUAUACUCUACCAGAGAAAGCAGAGGCAUUGAAACGACAGUUGAAUUUGUUUGUAUUAUUCUCCGUUAAUUUGCUGCGGCGACUUAGUUUGCUUAACAAAAUGGGCGAACCAAACGGUCUUGCGCAUAUUGUUUGUCAUUUAUCAGCAAAUGAACCUGGAAAUUUGAUAUUUGCUCAUCUACUGCAAAACGGCUUGUUUCACGAAAUAUGUAAAAAUUAUAAACAUUCAAAACCACUGUUAAAAUCGAAAUUAAUAUUAAUUUUGGCUCAUAUUUUUACCAAAAAGCGUCUUCCUAUCAGUUGGAAUCCAGAUAAAAAAAAGUUACAAGAAAAAAUUGGAGAUGCUGAGGUAUGUUUAACUCCAAUGCCAGAUGAAUGCAGAAAAUUUAUUGAAGAAUAUAAUGAAGAAGUGGAACAGUUGUUUAAAGCAUUUAUGCAAUUGGUUGGAACGAAAGAUUUUUCAGAGCUGCAUGAAACAAGAAACUCGUUACAGGGCAGUGUUUUCUCUCUAACGGGUAAUUCUGAUUCUUCGGUUUCAUUAUGUACUUCAUAUAUAGUGCCUCCAUAUCAUGAAGAUUUAUCAAUUGAUAUGGGUCUCAUUCCAGCUUGUCCUCUGAAUCCAGUUGAUCAUCGCGGUAAUAAGGUGAAUUUAAAUAGAAUCUCUGAGGCUUUGUUCACUGUCGGUCGUUCGAAAGAUCCUUUUGUUGAAGUAAUGAAAGAGCUAUCCGAAGAAUAUGAUCAAAUUAUGAAACAGGUGUUCGAUAUGAAGUAG
Molecule: messenger RNA, 4866 nt
Organism: Dracunculus medinensis (Guinea worm)
Lineage: Eukaryota; Metazoa; Nematoda; Chromadorea; Rhabditida; Dracunculidae
Source: the annotation of a GenBank genome assembly